ACAGCUAGCCUUUCGCAACCGGCUGUGAUAAUUAUCGAUAAUUGUCGAUGUGUCUAGAAGCAACUAGUUCGAGAAAUAUCAAUCGUUUUUCCAGAUGCCCGGUCAUGAUUACUGUUAUGUAGCGAACUCGUCGUUGUUAUUAUUACUGUAUCUGAUGUGAGGCUACAUGGCGUCCCCAGAGAAAGAGAAAAGCGGACACGGAGGUUUGGUUAAACACACAGGUGGAUGUCACUGCGGUGCUGUCCGUUUCGAGGUGUGGAGUGCUCCCGAUCUCCAUGUUUUCCAUUGCGACUGCGGGAUUUGCACGAAGAAACAGAACCACCAUUUCAUUGUACCCAAAUCCCAGUUCACCCUUUUAAAGGGUCUGGAUAAUCUCACAACGUAUACAUUCAACACUCACGUUGCCAAACACACGUUCUGCAAAACCUGCGGAGUGCAAAGUUUCUACACACCCCGCUCUAAUCCUGAUGGUUUUGGUGUGGCUCCUCACUGUUUGGAUCCUGGUACUGUGCGGAGUGUGACAGUGGAUCAGUUCAAUGGGUUGAACUGGGAGGAGAGUAUGCAGAAACAUCAGACUAUCAAAAGCAUGUCAAAGCCAAAGACAGAUCAUGCAUAACACACACACACACACACACACACACAGUUGUACUUCUAUCUUUGUGAGGACACU
Molecule: messenger RNA, 670 nt
Organism: Chanos chanos (milkfish)
Lineage: Eukaryota; Metazoa; Chordata; Actinopteri; Gonorynchiformes; Chanidae
Gene: cenpv
Product: centromere protein V
Exons: 5
Coding region: 167-616 (149 amino acids)
Molecular function (GO): carbon-sulfur lyase activity
Source: RefSeq, a predicted model, not a curated record